Molecule: messenger RNA, 1928 nt
Organism: Rubroshorea leprosula
Lineage: Eukaryota; Viridiplantae; Streptophyta; Magnoliopsida; Malvales; Dipterocarpaceae
Source: the annotation of a GenBank genome assembly
GACCCACGUCGUGCACCUGAAAAUGGUGGGUGAGUCUCCCAGCGGGGGGCUGCUGCAUACACAAGGGCUCGAACUCGAGACCUUGCUUAAGCUGGAACAAGCCGCUUACCACUUGAUCCAACCCGAAUAUCUGCAGUUCUGGACAGACUUGCUAAAUUCUUCAAGUUCCUGUGUUCCACCAGGCUACAGAAUUCUCUGAGUUGCUUCAUGGGUUUUCCAGUAAAUGCAUAUGGCAACCUUAGAAGCAUCUGAUUUUGGAUUAAUUGCACUAUCACAGCACGUCAAGAGUAAUAAUAUUUUGGAAGAUACUUGAAUGGCGUGAAGCUACUUGAAUGGCGUGAAGCUACAAACAGCUUCUGCAAAGUCAAACCCUAAAGGUGAGCAUUGAACACUCUCUCAAGCAUUGCCGGAGUUUGUCAGCUUGAAACCAGGCUAUUUGGCUUCUGACGUGAUGUUUAUUCUCCUCUAGUUUAGAAAGCUGCAUUUUUACAAUUUGUGAGUACUGCAGUAUUUAUAGUGUGGGUGGGAUUAGUUUACUGGACCCAGCAAUGAAACUGGUAUUAACAUAUUUAAUUUUUAGACAAUCAACCCUUCAGGCCAUGCUAUUUCUUGGGAAAUAUUUAGCUAAUGGUUGCACAAAUAAAGUAUCGACCGAAAUUAAGGCUUAAAGUAUUAUCUUCUAAAAAAUUAGGUUAAACCUCUAUUUUGGUCCUUGAACUAUUAUACGGACUCCCGAUUUGAUCCUUGAACUAUUAUACGGAUCCCUGAUUUGGUCCUUGAACUAAAGAAAUCCCUAAUUUGGUCCUUUAAUUAUUGUACGGACCCCUGAUGGGGACCAAAUUGGAGGUCUGUACAAUAGUUUAGGGACCCAAUCAGGGAUUUCUUUAGUUCAAGGACCAAACCAGGGGUCUGUGCAAUAGUUCAGGGACCAAAAUGAGGAUUUAACCAAAAAAUUAUGUAGUGAUGUGAAAGAAACACUUUCCUGACUUUUCUUUCAACUGCUAAUGCCUUCAUUUUGCUCACUGAUCAAUGUCAAAUAGAUUUUUUGGUCUAAGUAGUUGUUACAUGCUAAAUUUUUUGUGCUUAUAUUUUGAAAGCAGGGUUCUUAUUAUCAUUUUGGAAACUUUGGCGGAUUUGCCUGAGAUACCUUUAUUUUAUUUUUAACUCUACACAACCUCUGUGCUACACUAAAAUGCACUUCCCCCCCGUCUGCUGUUAUUUUCUACUUGGCUGUGAUCAAUGCAGGAUAUCGUAUUUCUGGAACUCAUGUUAAUCCGAUAGGCAAAAGUCAGAUGCUCCCAGAGAUGUAAUUUGGGACAUAUUGCGUUGUUGGGUGAGGACUUAAUUUGGUUAUUUAUAUAUCUUUCAUAUUUGUCAGCUGCUCAUAUUAAAAUAUCAUUUGCAACGUUAGUUCAUAGACAUGCAAGCUGAUUUCUUCACACCCAACAUCAUUUGCCUCUUUUUCUUGCCUUUCGGUUUAAGAUUUGCUUUUAAAUCUCGCAAACCUGCUGUUUGUAACUAAACUCACAAAAGCCAUUCUUAGCUUUAGUAGAAUCUACAUGGUAGGAGACGGCUUCAUUUUCAAUCUAUCACGUUUAGCUUUCUGGUUUAGAGGGUUUCGUGGGAAGAAGUGGCAGAUGGCCAUUUAUCUAGCCAUUGUGUCACAUGACGGCUAUAUCUGGACGCUAGCUUAAUUUGUGGUUAUGCCAAGUUGUGUUUUGCUAAGGUAGUUAAUUUGUUUUUCUGAAGAAAAGAUUUGCUCAAUAGAAAGACAUUUUCUUUUCUGUUCAGUUCUUACUUUCUCUUUUCAUUUAGUACUAUUUGUAUUACAUGAUAGGUUUUUUCUCACCUUGAGUUUGUGGCAUUCAUUUCCCUUUUUCUUUCUCCUCUGCGUGUUGCCUGUCUCAAAAUGAAUAACCUUUGAAAUG